AUGGAAGCCAGGAGAAGACACAUUUUCUCUCUCCUCUAUGUCAUCAUCACCUUACUCCCGCUUUCAACUCUCUCAUUUCGUUCUCUCUCCCCGAAUUCAAACCCGUGCGAUCGAAGAACCCUACCAAAUCCACUAUCACUACGAUCCGAUCAGCUAACGGUCCUCAUCAACGGGUAUUCGGAGCUCCGUAUCUCUCUCCUGAGUACGAUCGCUGGAAUUUACGCUUCAUCGCCGGUUGUCUCCGCCGUCGUAGUUCUCUGGGGAAAUCCAUCGACACCGGGGGAAACCCUAGAUUCUCUCUCCUCGAACUUAUCGCUGCUCUACUCCGCUGGUGCGCCUGUUACCGUGCUCCGUCAAGAAUCCAACAGUUUGAAUUCAAGGUUCCUUCCGCGCCAUUGGAUCAGGACACGUGGGGUUCUAAUAUGUGACGAUGAUGUUGAGGUGGACCCCAAGUCAAUCGAGUUUGCGUUCAGGAUUUGGCAGGUGAAUCAGGACCGUUUGAUUGGGUUAUUUGCGAGAUCGCACGGUUUGGAUUUAAGGAGGAAGGAAUGGAUCUACACCGUCCAUCAAGAUAGAUAUUCUAUAGUGUUGACUAAGUUUUUGAUGUUAAAAGUUGACUACUUGUAUUUGUAUAGUUGUGGGAGUGAGGGGUUAGAGGGACAGUUUAGUGAGUUGAGGGGCAUGGUUGAUAAUAUGCGUAAUUGUGAAGAUAUAUUGAUGAAUGUCGUGGUUGCUGACGCGACCGAGCACGGCCCGCUCCUUGUUGGAGCGGACCGUGUUAGAGAUUGGGGGGACGCGAGGAACGAAGUAGCAAUUGGAAAGCGAGAGAAAGAGGUGGAUGUUGGAUUGAGUAGUACAAAAAGAGGUCACGGAGAUCAUCGAAAGAGAAGAGGCGAGUGUAUAGGGGAAUUUCACAAGGUUUUGGGUAGAAUGCCAUUAAGGUAUAGUUACGGAAAGGUGGUUAAUUCGGUUAACGAACAAGGGUUAUGUGAAAAAAGAGGAAAGUUAGUUCCUUGUGAUCAACAAGUCCUUUAGUUGAAAUCAAAUGAUUUAUGGCUUAUGUUGAA
Spinacia oleracea (spinach) is the source of this 1067-nucleotide messenger RNA. Its product is annotated as glycosyltransferase family protein 64 C3. Lineage: Eukaryota; Viridiplantae; Streptophyta; Magnoliopsida; Caryophyllales; Amaranthaceae. Gene Ontology annotation, cellular component: membrane. Bases 1 to 1035 code for a protein of 344 amino acids. The transcript has a single exon. The record is from RefSeq and is a predicted model, not a curated record. Gene Ontology annotation, molecular function: glycosyltransferase activity.